CGUUAUAUACGUAGAUUAUAUAGCUUGAGCAAUAAAUUCUCAACCUAUUGUUCCGUUGGCUGUCCCGUGAACCCACUCUUCAUUUUCCCGCGAAAAAACUGACACCUUCUCGCCGGAAAACUGACGACCAAACAAAUGGACAACUCCUGGGCUUUGAGAGUUCACUCAGCCAAGCACUUCUCUGCCGUCCAAGCGGCCCAUCUCAACAACUCUGAAGGAGAUGACGAUGCAGGAGCUUGCUUUCCAUGCCCCUUCUGCUAUGUAGAUGUCGAAUUUCCAGUGCUUUGUAGUCAUCUGCAGGAAGAGCACUACUUCGACUUCAAAAACGCGGUUUGCCCUCUAUGUGCAGCCAACCUAGGGAAAGAUGUAAUUGGGCAUUUUACAGUGCAGCAUGCAAAUUCAGUGAAGAGGAGAAAGUCUCCAAAAUCCGGUUUCUGGACUAAUGGUUCGGUUAUGCUUGGCAAGGACCUGCAAGAGGUAAGCCUGUUUAAUGGUUCGAAUUCAAUGAAUGUUAGGGGCAACGUGCAUGAAUCUGCACCUGAUCCACUCCUCUCACCAUUUAUCUUCAACACACCUCCUUCGGACCCUAAAGACGAGAACCAAAACGAUGAAUGUUGUAGCUGUGGCACCGCAACUGCUUUUGAUGUGAAAAGUGCUAAACCUUGUAUCUCGGACGAUAUUCAAGCAGAGGAUAAUGAAGAGAGGAGGCAAAGAGCAGCAUUCUGUCAACAGUUGAUCCUGUCAACCAUUUUCUAGGACUUGCUGUGUAAUUUAAAAUCUCCUUGAAAGUUUGUUUCACACAAUUCAGUAAUAGAUAACACUUUGUACAAACUUACAUAUAUAUAUGUACAAACUUAUCUAUAUAUAUAUAUAUAUAUAUUGAAGCUCAGUUUAGAGCUCAA
Messenger RNA from Cornus florida, 902 nucleotides. RefSeq names its product protein DEHYDRATION-INDUCED 19 homolog 6-like. NCBI's taxonomy places the organism in Eukaryota, Viridiplantae, Streptophyta, Magnoliopsida, Cornales, Cornaceae. The transcript is spliced from 5 exons. Bases 136 to 756 code for a protein of 206 amino acids. The record is from RefSeq and is a predicted model, not a curated record.